This is a messenger RNA of Trichoderma virens Gv29-8, 1656 nucleotides long. RefSeq lists its product as uncharacterized. The transcript is spliced from 6 exons. The coding region runs from base 1 to 1656 and encodes 551 amino acids. Gene Ontology annotation, molecular function: heme binding; iron ion binding; oxidoreductase activity, acting on paired donors, with incorporation or reduction of molecular oxygen. The record is from RefSeq and is a predicted model, not a curated record. Lineage: Eukaryota; Fungi; Ascomycota; Sordariomycetes; Hypocreales; Hypocreaceae.
AUGCCAAAGCCUUGGGUAGUAUUCGGACUGGGGACAUUGGUGCUUUUCCUCUGGCGGCUCAACAAGAUUGGGCGACGACCAAAAAACUACCCUCCUGGGCCCCCAACGUUACCGUUAAUCGGUAACCUUCAUCUGAUGCCAAAGAAAAAUGCCCACUUACAGUUUCAAAGAUGGGCAGAAGAAUAUGGGCCGGUAUAUUCGCUCAUGCUGGGAACCAAAGUAGCCAUCGUCUUGUCAUCAGAUGUUGCUGUCAAAGAUCUUUUAGACAAACGUAGUUCAAUCUACUCAGGUAGGCCGGAGCUGUAUAUGGGCCAAGAGAUUAUGAGCGGCGGCAAUCGUCCUUUGUUCAUGGGUAUCAAUUCUGUGUGGCGCAGGGUACGAAAGCUUGCACACGGCCUUCUCAACGUAAAGGUCUCUCGAACCUAUGUUCCAUAUCAGGAUCUUGAGUCUAGAGACAUGCUGAUGGGCCUUCUCGAAAGCCCAAAAGAUUUCUUGAACCAUAUCCGUCGUUAUACCACAUCGCUAACCACACAGAUGGCUUUCGGGUACCGCACUCCAUCAAGCGAUGACAAAGGUUUACUAGAAAUGUUCGAAAAUUUUGAUGAGCUUUCCAGGUUGACUGGUAGUCAGUCCGCCGCUAUUCUCGAUUUAUAUCCUAUUGCUAGAAUUUUACCUGAUUUUCUCCUUCCGGCUCGGCGGUUGGGAAGAGAGUACUAUGAGAGAGAGAAAAAGUUGUUCAUGAAGCACUUUUUGAACGCCCGCCAGCAGUUGAAUAGCGGAACAUCAAAACCAUGCUGUGCAAUUGAUCUUCUUCGGGCGCAAAAAGAAUACGGGUUCUCCGAUGAGUUUGGCUGCUACUUAAGUGGCUCUCUCCUCCAGGCUGGCUCUGAAACGACGGCUAUCAUAUUGACCGGCUUCUUCCAAGCGAUGCUAGUCUUUCCUGAGGUUUCUAAAGAAGCCCAAGAGGAAAUCGAUCGUGUGUGUGGAGAUCGUUUGCCUGAUCUAAAUGAUUAUCCAAAUUUACCUUAUAUCCGCGCUUGUUUGAAGGAAAGCUUGCGCUGGAUGCCUGCUACUGCCCUGGGCGUACCACAUGCUGUGAUCCAAGAUGAUUCGUAUCUUGGUUAUCAUAUUCCUAAAGAUGCUGGAUUGAUACUCAAUGUCUGGGCCAUUCAUAAUGAUUCAAAGCGACAUCCCGACCCACGAAGAUAUAACCCUGCCCGUUGGGCGGGUGAUAACCAAAACUCUGCCCAAGCAGCAGUCAACCCUGACCCCACCAAGCGUGAUCACUUUGUUUUUGGGGCCGGUCGAAGAUUGUGCCAAGGAAUGCAUAUUGCCGACCGAUCACUCUUUUUGGCUAUAUCUCGUACGCUCUGGGCAUUUGAUUUGAAGCGACCGGUGGAUAAGGAAACAGGACAUGAGAUUAUCCCAGAUGUUGAUAACAUCAAGGAUGGUCUCUUUAUAUCCCCUAUGCCUUUUGCAGCCGAUAUUGUUCCUAGAAGCGAAAGCCGGGCUGCAGCAGUCAGGCAAGAAUGGGAGAAUGUGGCUGGAUUGCUUGAUGAUGACAUGCAGUGGAAGACCGUCCCGGAAGGUCUCAAAUGGAAAGAUUAUGAGCCUCUGGAUGACGAGAAUGAAGAUUUGCUGGAGUCUCUUUCCUAA